CCGUCCCGGUCGCUAGAGGGCCGAACGGCGUUCUGAUAGGAGACGAAGGUAUCGCGAGAAGCCCGUCCCGGCCAGUAGGGGGCCCGUGCCUAAAGACGUUCUGAUAGGAGACGAAGUAUCGCGAGAGGAUCCGCGAUACUGUGAAAUCACCGAAACAUGGCGGCGCCUCCGGAUGAGGCGAGCUUGGAGUCGCUUAUCAAUAAAGCCACGAAUCCAAUGAAUAAAGAGAAUGACUGGGAAAGUAUCAAAGCGUUUUGGGACCUACUCAACAACGAAACAGAAGGACCCCAGCUGGCCACCCGGCUCCUGGCACACAAGAUCCAGUCUCCCCAGGAGUGGGAGGCCUUGCAGGCGCUCACGCUUCUCGAGACGUGCAUGAAGAACUGCGGAAAACGGUUUCACACCGAAGUGGCAAAGUUUCGCUUCCUGAAUGAGCUCAUCAAAGUGGUCUCACCCAAGUACUUGGGUUCCAGAGCCCCGGAACCUGUGAAGAAGAAGGUUCUGGAGGUGAUGUUCAGCUGGACCCUGGGCCUUCCCGAGGAGACAAAGAUAGCAGACGCCUAUCAGAUGCUGAAGAAACAGGGUAUUGUGAAGCAGGACCCGGUGCUUCCUCACGACACGGCCCUCCCCCCUCCCGCUCCCCGAGCCACCAGCGCCUUGUUCGAGGACGAGGAGAAGUCCAAGAUGCUGUCCCGCCUGCUCAACAGCUCUCACCCUGAGGACCUGAGGGCGGCCAAUAAGCUCAUCAACGAGAUGGUGCAGGAGGACCAGAAACGCACAGAGAAGGUGUCCAAGCGUCUGAACGCCAUCCAGGAAGUGAAGGAGAGCGUGAGCCUGCUGGGGCAGCUGCUGGAGAACUACAGCAAGGACCGCUUUUCCCACAGCCAGCAGGAGCUCGUUAAGGAUCUUUAUAACCGCUGUGAGAAGAUGAGGCCCACGCUGUUCCGUCUCGCUAGUGACACGGAGGACAACGAUGAGGCCUUAGCUGAGAUCCUGCAGGCCAACGACAGCCUGACGCAGGUCAUCAACCUGUACCGACAGCUGGUCAAGGGAGAGGAGAUGAACGGGGAGACCACUGCACCGCGGUCACUGCCAGGCAGCAGUGGCAACGCCCUCCUAGACCUCACGGGCCUGGACACCUCCCUGUCCGCCCCCACCCUGGACCCCGCCCUCAGCCUGCUGGAUGACGAGCUCAUGUCUCUCGGUCUCAACGAGGCAACCUCAAACUCCUUCUCCGGCUCUCAGUUAGGAGACUUCAACACGUUCCAGUCGUGUGACGGGGCCGAGCCGGUGGCCCCGGCCCCCCAGGGGGCGCUGCUGCUGCCCGCCGUGACCCUCUCCUGUCUCCCCGCACCCCCCCCGGCGCCAGAGGCCCCCGCCGCCCCGCCCAGCCCCCUGGACGGGCUGGACGUCCUGGGGAAGAGCCUGCUGCAGCAGUCCCUGCCCCCGGAGAACCAGCAGGUCAAAUGGGACAAAUCCCAAACCCAGUCCAAACUCACCUUGAGAGACCUCCAGACCCAGUCCCACCACAGCUCCGGCACUGCACCCAGUGCCGUGACCACCACUCCCAGUCCGAGCUCCAGCCUCCCCCACCACCUCUGUCCUAGGGACCCCCAGAGCGCCAUCUCUCUAGCGGACGUGGCGGUGCCUCUGGAGUCCAUCAAACCAAGUAGCCUGCUGCCCGUGACGGUGUUUGACAAGCACAGCCUCCGGGUGCUGUUCCACUUUGCGCGGGACUGUCCACGGUCCCGACCGGACGUGCUGGUGGUGAUCAUCUCCAUGCUCUCCUCCGCCCCUCUGCCCAUCUCCAGCAUCCGCUUCCAGUCAGCCGUGCCCAAGGUGAUGAAGGUGAGGCUCCAGCCUCCCUCGGGGACCGACCUCCCGGCCUUCAACCCCGUCCUCCCCCCGGCCGCCAUCACCCAGAUCCUGCUGCUGGCCAACCCCCAGCAGGAGAAGGUGCGGUUGAGAUACAAGCUGACGUUCAACUUGGGAGACAAAUCGCAUGACGAAUCCGGAGACGUUGAAGAAUUCCCUCCUCCUGACAGCUGGGGAAACCUUUAGUGGAGAGCACUCACCAUCCUCCCUGGGAAUCAUUCGUCGGGAGUCUGGCCAAGAAUAACCAAUCAUUUAUUUUUUUAACCGGUUAAGUGUCGGUGAUGAACUGAUGUAAGAGCGUUUCUGGAAGUAGCUUCUAACUUGUGCCUUUCUUUGUUUUUACUCCUUCAUUCCUGUGUUCCUGCUUCAGUAGACAUGUCUACUGCGUCCCUCUCUGUUGUCCCCUGAUGUAAACUUUAUCUCUCACAAGGUCAAUAAGUUGUCUGCUGGCUUCACAGGGGGCCGGAACCACGGAACGCUUCAGUCUAGACAUCUGAACAAUUCAAUGGUUUAUUAAGUGUGUCUUCAUAACUGUGGAGUGCUGUUAGAAUGAUCAUCUCUGCUGUCUCUCUGAUAUCUCUAUGAUCUCUCUGCUGUCCUUCUGAUGUCUCUAUGAUGUCUCUGAUCUAUAGGCUCCCUCUGUGAUGCCUACGAUCUCUCUGCUGUAUCUGCUGUCUCUCUGAUGUCCCUUUGAUAUCUCUCUGCUGUCUCUGAUCGCUCUCUGAUAUCUAUAUGGUCUCUCUGAUCUAUAAGCUCUCUCUGAUACAUCUCAAUGAUAUCUCGGCUAUCUCUGCUUCCCCCGAGCAUCCCAAACGCCUCCUCUAGUUCUGGAUAGUUUAAACCCAGGCCGUAGAUCCCAGCCAAAUCCUAAUCAGCCUAAAUUAAUGCCUGCAAAUAUUUGAGCUUCUUCCUAUUUCAUCGAGUAGAUCGCUGCUGGUAUGGCCAAUCAAACUCUUCUUUUUAUUUGACAGGUAUAAUAAUAUAUGAAUUAAGAGGCUUCUAUCACAUGACCUGUACUUGCACGCACUUCUCUGCUUUACGUUUUGCACUUACCAAAUUGGCCAGCCCUGGGUAUCAGAGCAGCGGGCCUGAGGUUCCUGGAGGUCGGCUGGACGCUCUGCCUCUGCCUGGCUGGUUCUCUUCUUCUGCACUCUGAUGUCUGUCGCUAUCUUCUCUCCUCUCCUUGUAAAGAAAAGGAUUAUGCAAUUAUGUACAUUUGCAAGAAAACACACAAAACGUAAAACACGUGAAGAUCAAAAAUGGCAUUGCUGAAAAAGGGGAUUAAGAGAAUGCAGUGAAUAUAUGUACUGUAUGUAAGGGAAAUAAAAUUAUUUUCUUUGGAACGAUACUUCUUUACAAGAUAAUUUAUUUGAAGAAUAAAAACCAAAUAAAUGCGC
Messenger RNA from Gadus morhua (Atlantic cod), 3272 nucleotides. Its product is annotated as ADP-ribosylation factor-binding protein GGA1. The coding region runs from base 157 to 2061 and encodes 634 amino acids. Lineage: Eukaryota; Metazoa; Chordata; Actinopteri; Gadiformes; Gadidae. Gene Ontology annotation, cellular component: trans-Golgi network. Gene Ontology annotation, molecular function: ubiquitin binding; small GTPase binding; phosphatidylinositol binding. The transcript has 17 exons. Gene Ontology annotation, biological process: intracellular protein transport; Golgi to plasma membrane transport; protein localization to cell surface. The record is from RefSeq and is a predicted model, not a curated record.